UUUCUUCAAUGCCUUAUUUGUCAGUUUCCAAGGCAACUGUCUUUUCAUUUUUACAUGAACUAUGAAUUUUAUAAAAAAAAGUAAACACAGUUACGUCUGUUAUUUUAUUUUUACAAAAUUAAAUAGAUUUAAUUCAUGAAUAGUUAUUAUGGAAGGUAUAAAAGAAGAGGCUAUACACCAUACAGCAUUAAAACUCGCGGAAGAAAUAAAAAAUCUUUCAAUUUACAAAUCAUUUUAUAGUGAUGUGCAGAAAUUAGUAUCGUCUCCAAAUGUUAAAAAGGAAGAUUUCAAACAAACAUUGCAACAGGCUAUGAAAGAAAAGGGUUUAGAUACUAAACUUAGGAAUACAGUUUUUCAUUGGGUUAGGACACAGAGCAAACAAAACAAAUUAGAUCCACUAACAUCCCUUUUAAAAGCAAGUGCACAAUGGGAAAAGAGAAUACAUAAAUCGUUAAAUUCAAUGUGUACAGAUCUUGAGACCUCGUUAGCAAAAAUCAGACCUCAAAGUGAACAGGAAGAACUAUCUGAGAAAUGGAAUGAACUUAGUACUUACACUUUAGACCUUUCGAAAUACAGACCUGUUUAUGCACCAAAAGACUUUUUGGAAGUACUUAUAACUUUAUCCGGCUAUGUUCCUUUCACUAGAGAAGAUGAACCAAAGUGGGAGUUUGCACAUUUACCGAUUCAAGUGAAGACCUUGGACCAGCUACGCAAAGUUUUCCCAGAAUGGGCAAACGGUGAACCUCUUUUGGGUGUAAAUCCAAAUAUGCCGAGUACAGUUCCGGGUUUCGCGACCCUCGAAGCGGAGCGUAUCAGCUUGGGAGAGCGAGUAGCAGCACUUGGUUAUGCACCGGUUGUACAGGAGUACUUAAAGAAAGGAAGUCCUCAAUGCCUUCGAGCGAAGUUGUGGUCACAAGUCUUAGGUUCUGAAGUUAAAAGCCAGCAAACGGCAUACUUCGCUCAGCUAAAGAAAAAUGUUUUGGAAGUGGAUUUGAUGAUAGACAAAUUAAUAUUCAAAGAUGUGCAAUUAACGGCUUCGAACGAUGAUCAGUAUUUUGUAUUUGAAGAUUUAUUGUAUCAGGUCAUGUUAUGUUUUUCCCGCGAUGUCGAUGUAAUGCAACAAUUGAAAGGUAGUAUUGGCAAUCCGCCGACGGUGACAAUAAAAGGAAAACAGACUUCAGCGGAAAGUAUGACCGUGUUUCCUCCGAGCGGAAUCAUACCUUUCCAUGGUUUCACUAUGUAUGCAACUCCUUUCUGCUAUUUGUACGACGAUCCUGUCCAGUUGUACUAUACGUUUCGAGCGUUCUAUGUGCGGUACUGGCAUCGGUUGCACUACAUAUCGACUCAUUCACAGGGUAUUGUAUCAUUGUGUCUACUAUACGAGAGGCUCCUGGAGGCGAACGAACCUUUGUUAUGGAUUCAUUUUAGAAAUAUCAACAUCAAUCCAAUAAGGGUAGUGUUCAAAUGGUUGAUGCGAGCGUUCAGUGGACAUCUACCACCGGAUCAACUACUGCUGCUCUGGGAUGCCAUACUAGGAUACGAUUGUUUAGAAAUCCUACCAUUAUUAGCGUUGGCAAUACUUAGUUUUAGAAAAGAGAAUAUAUUCCAAGUAAAUACUUUGCAGAAUGUUGAUGCUGUGCUAGCUGAUUUAUCCACAAUAUCUGUUAUACCGUUGUUGCAAUUAGCAUUAAUGAAGCCCUGA
Messenger RNA from Spodoptera frugiperda (fall armyworm), 1702 nucleotides. RefSeq names its product TBC1 domain family member 19. The transcript has 11 exons. Lineage: Eukaryota; Metazoa; Arthropoda; Insecta; Lepidoptera; Noctuidae. The record is from RefSeq and is a predicted model, not a curated record. Bases 149 to 1702 code for a protein of 517 amino acids.